AUGUUGCAUGGAAGAUAUUCUUUGGACAUCCAACGAGGACCUUUCACUUCCGAAGCAAAGUUCUAUGACAGCCUUGUUUCUGCGUUCUUAGAACAUGCAGAAAUUCUGCAGUUGUCACACCAUUGCUUUGUGGCACCCGUUCCUUCGCGGGACGACUAUCAAUCCAGCAUACAAUAUGAGAGUGCUGUGAACCUAUGGAACGACUUUGUGGCCGUUGGAGGCAAGACCGACUCGUCGGACAACAGACUGGAUUAUAUCAUCGCAGGCCACGCUCUCCACGACAUUGUACGGCAACUUGAACUCCCAACUGUCAAUUCGGAGACUUUUCCGUUAUACCACCCUAAUCCGAGUGUCAACAACAUAUAUGUUGAUGAUGAUUAUAACAUCACCUAUAUCAUCGACUGGGCAUUCGCUUCAUCCAUUCCUGAACCAAUGCUUUAA
Molecule: messenger RNA, 441 nt
Organism: Penicillium argentinense
Lineage: Eukaryota; Fungi; Ascomycota; Eurotiomycetes; Eurotiales; Aspergillaceae
Product: Aminoglycoside phosphotransferase
Exons: 1
Coding region: 1-441 (146 amino acids)
Source: RefSeq, a predicted model, not a curated record